AUGCCGUACACAAAUCCGUUCCCAUGGCUGCCGCCGCGAUUUGUGAACGGCCUUUUCCCCUAUGUUCGCUGGACGUUGCUCUGGUUUUACCAGGCCUUGGACAAGCUUCGCCUGCCGAUGGCUCUGCCAGCGCCUGGUCGCAAAUUGCCUGAUGUCACUGAAGCCUUGGCCUGCGGCUGCUGCGAACACAUCUGUAUCGGACGGGGCCUCCCGAAGCGAAGCGUGCAGGAGGCGCUGGUCACUCCACUGGGCCUUCCGGGGGACUUCCAGACUGCACCCUUCAUCGCUGUUUGGGGUGGACAUGCCGGCUUCGAUCGGGCCGUGAUGCUUUGGAGUCAGGAGGUCCUGGAGGCCGUCAACUCCGAAGGUGCCAGCUUCUUCCCCGGCGCCAGCGGUGAGCAAAUUCUCGUGAGCGGCGUGGACUGGACGCUGAUGACGACCGGCGUCCGGGUGCAGAUUGGAAAGGAGGUGCUUUUGGAGAUCACCUAUCUCAAGGGCCCCUGCAAGAAGCAAGAUUCCAAUUUCGCACAGCCAGAGGCCAAGGCACGGAUCAGCCCAACGAAGAAUCCUGGCUCCUCGAGAGUGCUGGCGAAGGUGCUUAGACCAGGACGAAUCUUCCGGGGAGAUCGCCUCUUCGUUUUCGAGCACCCGGAGGGUCCACAGAAGCAGUUAAUUCAGCACUGA
Messenger RNA from Symbiodinium sp. CCMP2456, 684 nucleotides. Lineage: Eukaryota; Dinophyceae; Suessiales; Symbiodiniaceae. The record is from the annotation of a GenBank genome assembly.